This is a messenger RNA of Talaromyces marneffei, 3447 nucleotides long. RefSeq lists its product as uncharacterized. Gene Ontology annotation, cellular component: nucleus. Gene Ontology annotation, biological process: error-prone translesion synthesis; error-free translesion synthesis. The transcript is spliced from 3 exons. The record is from RefSeq and is a predicted model, not a curated record. NCBI's taxonomy places the organism in Eukaryota, Fungi, Ascomycota, Eurotiomycetes, Eurotiales, Trichocomaceae. Bases 1 to 3447 code for a protein of 1148 amino acids. Gene Ontology annotation, molecular function: damaged DNA binding; DNA-directed DNA polymerase activity; deoxycytidyl transferase activity.
AUGGGUUCUCGGCUUCACGCCAAUUCUGAGACAGUGCGCAAAAGAAUCCAGAACCAUACAUUUGAUGACGAUAAUGGAGAUGAAUACGAGGCUUCUGCCUUUGGAGGCUUCGACGAUUACUUUCGACGCAAGAAGCUAAAGCUACAAAAUCGUGAUGCGCACAUUCGCGCAAGUUCCGAAAAUAACCCUCCAAUCUUCCGUGGCGUUGUAGCGCAUGUAAAUGGCUACACCCAGCCCACUCUGAAUGACUUGCACCAUCUUAUCGUCAGUCAUGGGGGAGGCUUUUUGCAAUACCUCGAUGGCAAAACCAGUGCUACUCACAUUAUCGCGAGUUCUCUGACACCAAAGAAACGCGAGGAGUUUCGCAGAUACCGUGUCGUGAAACCAGCUUGGGUCGUGGAUAGUAUAAAGGCAGGCCGGCUACUCCCAUGGGAUAACUAUCGUGUCGUUGAUGAGGGAGCUUCGCAAAAGGUGCUGAGGUUUGAGAAUGGCGCGUUGCAGACUGAGACCAAUGAGUUUGAGCGCAGUUAUAAAGACCAGACAGAGAAUAGUUGGUAUAACUCUCAGUUUGGAGAUGCGGCACAAAAGUCGCAACAGGAGGUCGUUGCGGCCUCGCCGGUAAAUGAGAAGUUUGAUAUUGCGUCGAGCUUUCCAAAUUCUAAUGCAGAUACGGACUAUGGGGACUUUCCGUCCUUGGCCUCUCCGGAGGCAACGACUGAGGGACCUCCUGACGACCAAAAUCUGUUGUCAAUCGAAGAAAAUCCAGCUGUUGCUGUGGAGGAUCCUGAGGAGGGUAAUGAAAAUCGAGAAGCUUCAGAAGGAGCUCGAGAUUUGGUCGAUGCUCAACUUGUACGAGAAACCAUACCUGUGAAACCUGGCAUGAGCUCAGAAGAGUACAACGCAGUUCUUUUGUCUGAUCCACGCAUGAGAAAGUCAAGUGUCGUCAAUCCUGACUUUCUACAUCAAUACUAUCGAGAGUCACGACUUCAUCAUUUGUCAACAUGGAAAGCUGAGCUCAAAGCCAAGUUGCAGGCAAGUACUCAAGAAAGAUAUGAGUCAAAUAAGAACAUUAAACGGCACUUACCAGGGGCACGAAGGUACAUUCUGCAUGUUGACUUUGAUAGCUUCUUUGCCGCCGUGUCGAUAAACAAGCAUCAUCCAGAGUUAGUUGACAAACCUGUCGCAAUCGCCCAUGGUACAGGCAGUGGCUCGGAAAUUGCUAGCUGCAAUUAUCCAGCUCGUGCAUUUGGGCUCAAGAACGGAAUGUGGAUGAAAGGAGCGCUGGACCGGUGUCCUGAACUUAAAGUUCUACCUUAUGAUUUUCCUGCCUAUGAAGAAGCCAGUCGCCAAUUCUACGAUUGUAUACUCGCUGUUGAUGGGGUUGUACAGAGCGUCAGUAUUGACGAAGCACUCAUUGAUGUUACUAUGCAAUGUCUGCAGGCUGGUGGCUCAGAUGGUCGUGGUAUCUCUGAAGGCUCAAUAUAUCGAGAGCAGGCUAAGGCCGACGAAAUUGCAACCUCCUUGAGACAUGCAAUCAAAGAAAAGACUGGAUGUGCCAUUUCUGUAGGCGUUGGGGGCAACAUUCUACAGGCAAAGGUGGCAUUGCGCAAAGCCAAACCCGCUGGACAAUAUCAGCUCAAGCCCGACGAAGUUCUGGACUUUAUAGGAAACCUGACGGUUCAAGAUCUUCCCGGCGUUGCUUACAGCUUAGGCGGCAAAUUAGAAGAAAUCGGUGUCAAGUUUGUCAAGGAUAUGCGCGACUUGACACGUGAGAGACUGGUUUCUCAUCUCGGCCCUAAAACUGGCGCCAAACUGUACGACUAUGCCAGAGGCAUUGACAAAGCAGAAGUAGGAGUUCAGACAAUGCGAAAAUCUGUAUCUGCCGAAAUCAACUGGGGAAUUCGAUUCACCAAUCAGACUCAAGCUGAAGAAUUUGUACAAAGUCUUUCCGAAGAGCUCCAUCGCCGUUUGGUAGAGAAUCUGGUUAAAGGGAAACAGCUCACGAUUCGUGUCAUGAGACGUUCAGCAGAUGCGCCGUUGGAACCAGUCAAACAUCUUGGUCAUGGGAAAUGUGAUAUUUUCAAUAAAAGCGUAUUGCUUGGUAUUGCGACCAAUGCAAGCGAUAUCAUUAGCAAAGAAGCAAUUGCAAUGCUUCGGAGUUUUGGGUUCACGCCUGGUGACCUGCGAGGUCUGGGAGUCCAAAUGACAAAGUUGGAACCCGUGAAGUCUGCAACCGGUGGUCGUCUUGAAAGUAGCCAGCAACAAUUGAACUUCAAAGCGUCACCAGUCGCUCAGAGAUCAAUCAACAUGGCCGAUCCAGACUUGCUUGAAAGCCCCCAUAAAGGGGAAGGAGCUAGUAUCGAUGCGGUUGAUACGCUCGAUAAUCGGCCUACGUUCGACAACUCCCUGAAACCUUUGAACGUCCUAGGGACGCAAUUCAUCAUGCCAACGCAACCAGAUCCGAAAGUAGUGGCUGAAUUACCCCCUGACAUUCGAUCUAUGCUGGUACGCAAGUCAAGGGAGUCCCGAGAGACAUCACCUUCUCCGGCACCGAAGCAACGAGUCUCUACUGGAGGACUUCCCUCGCAAUCACAAAUCGAUCCAGAGAUUUUGAAAGCCUUACCUAAGGAUAUCCAAUCAGAAAUUCUAGGCUACUAUGAUCAGCCCUCGAAUGAUAUGAAACUUGAGUCUCCCCAACGCCAACAUCCAUCUUCACCUCCACCGUCGCGUGCUGUUUGUGCAAUGCCUGCUCUCAAAAAACCAACGACUCCGGUCAAGAAACGCCGUGGCCGGCCACCUAAGUCUUUGGCCAAUGCUUCAAAACCUGUGGUCCGCUCGGGUCUGAUGCAAUCAAGUUUCAACUUCAGCCGCCCACGCACUGCUGAGUCAGACACAAUAGACCGAUCUCCGUCGGUUCCAGAUACUGAAAUGACAUCUGAGAUAUCGCAAGAUUUUCUAGCGGCUCUCCCUGAGGACAUACGAGCCGAAGUCCUAGAACAGCACCGACAAGAACAUAUACGCCAGCGAUCAAACCUGGUCGCACCCGUUCAACGAAAGUCAGUAGCUUCUCGACCCAGCACGCCAGCUGAGACUAGUACUGCUACUACUGAAAAGCGGAUCCAGCUAUCACCUCGCCCAGAACGGCCUGCCUUUACCUCCAAGAAACUGACAACAUUACCUGAUCUACGGGAAGCAAUUACCGCUUGGUACUCGUCUUUUGCAACCGAAGCGCCCUUUGUCGAAGAUGUGGAAGCAUUGGCUCUUUAUCUCAGGCGCGUGGUUCUCGAGGAACGGGAUCUUGACAAGGCUGUGACGACUGUGACUAUGGAUCAGACGCAAAGUUCGCACGCCGAAACCACUUGGGAUGAGGCAUUGAAUAUUGUACAGCGGGGUGUUGCAGCUGCGGUCGAGGAGAGGGGGCUGCCUCCUCCUGAGUUCUCUGCAUGA